Phytomonas sp. Hart1 is the source of this 7683-nucleotide messenger RNA. NCBI's taxonomy places the organism in Eukaryota, Euglenozoa, Kinetoplastea, Trypanosomatida, Trypanosomatidae. The record is from the annotation of a GenBank genome assembly.
AUGUUGCAUCAAGCUGCUCAUAGUAGUAGAAUUGUGGCUACCGCCUUCCGUGAAAGCCUAGAUAAUAUAGUCCUUAUCUCUACGAAGCAACACGAUACGGCCACCAUUCGUAACGUCGCGUACGCAACCCGCGAAAAAGGCUACCCCCCUACAGAAGUACUUUACGUCUUUCUUUUAACUUGCAAAGUGUAUGGGCAUCGCAGCACCUAUCGGAAUUUAUUGUUUCAUUGCUUGUCUGACCUUUGCAAGUUUUUUUCGCUCAAUGUGAUGACAGUAACCAAUAUAGAGGCUCGUGCAGUGUGCGACAUGGUGCGCUGUUUGGCUUUUGUGAAGACUAGAGCGGUUCGUGUGGAAAAGCAUAGCGGUUUAGAUAACAGACAUACAGAUCCUGUGCAUGGAUCUGACAACGAGGUUUCAAAGGGGAAAACCUUUUUUGGUAAUCACAGUUUAUCUAUCCUUAGCAAUGAUCUGGAUUUUGGAAAAUCGCAAAGCAAUGCGAGCAUAGUUGAUCCAAGAGAUCCGUCCGAGACACGGCAAGCGUCAACCAUUAGGGAAAAGAUCCCUACCUUGGAGGCAACUGCCGCGACCGUCGACACGAGACACGCAGUGUAUACUCUUGUGGAUGAUGAUGAUAUGGUUAUGCGACUUUUACGGGUGAUUAUCACGCUUUCCUCUGUUUGUCCGCUGAAUAGCAGUGCCCUGAUGGAGCCACUCGGACUCCUAUUAGCGAUGUACCCCAGCGUCGCACCCGGUCGCAUGGCCGAGGAGGUGCUUAAAACGACGCUCAUGCAGCACACGCACACCUAUUGCAAUGCACUACGAAAUGGGGAAGGGGACUUUGAAAUGUCUGUCUCCAAUGACAACCUUCAAAGCAAUACUGUAAAGAGCAAGUCCUCGCUUUCUUUGCUUCUCCAAGCGGUCAGUUAUUUUAAGGACCUGUGCGAUCUUUCGACGGGACAGUUGCCAACAGCGUUGCCGCUCAGCACGAUUCCACUGGGUUCACAUGGUCUGUUAGUUCCGCAUGUCGGCAAUAGUAGCUACACCGCUUUCCAGACUUGGUUUGAUCUCAUUGAAGCUGUUAAGAACACUCAACCUCAACAGACUGAGCCCCUUUUCUUAUGCAUGGCUUCAGGAACAGAUCACACUAAGUCAUUCUCACAGGAUAUUCCGUAUUCUUUACGUAAGCUUACUAUCGAACUUUUACUCUCCUACUUUACAGACGUUGAAGGCGAAAUCGCAGCACCAGACAAGUUAGCGUUAUCGACAACCUUUUCAUGCGGUGUUACUGAUGGUGAUAAAACUAUUGCACCUGAAUUAAAGAAUGAUAGUCGUGAUGUCAUGAUGGAGAAUUCAUGCACCAAUGUCGGAGUAUGUUUUUUUCAAUGUCUUAAUGAAAAAAUUCUGGGUUUGGCCCUCGCAUGUCGCCCCUAUUCCUCAGGGCUCGAGGUAGAGGAAGGGAAACAGGAUAGCAACAGUCUGAUAUACGGUACUGAUAAAGCCGAGAAGAAUCUGGAGCAAUUAGCUGGUGUCUUGGAUCAGGAUUCCAGUGGCAGCAUUUACAAUCAUUAUUUAGAAAGUAAUCAUCACAUGCAACCUAUUCCGAUUUCACAAAAGGAGUCGGAAGUGUUACCGAAUGAUGAGUUGUUUAUAUUGACUCAGGAGCUCGCACUUGUGGCUCUAGGAAAGUUCCCUAUUUCAAUGCGUAACACUGCCAGAGAUCUUGCGGUUUACCAUGCCGUAUUGUUGAAAGAAUUUCGAAUAGAGUACUUACCAGUGAUUCGUGAGCAAAUCCGCGUCCAUCUGGCCAAUACCGACACUUAUGUGCCCAAUAAGGCAGUAGGCAUCCCGAUAAAUAAAGAAACCCUGGACGAUUCGUUGUCCAAGAAGGAAAAAGGUAUGAUGUCUAUCAUAUUUCAAGUGAUGGGUUUGUGGAGAAAGAUGGUUGAGGGUGGUCGUAUCCCGAACGACCUGCUUUUUACAAACUGCACCUUGAAUAGGCUAUUACAAGAAGAAGGUGAUGAAAAUUACGAGCCGUGUUCUGGGGGAUCGUUCACCGCACCGAACACGCUUUGUUUGCACCAUUCUGCGUACAGCGCCCUCUUUAGCGAAUCAGCUCUGCUUGCUGGUGACAUGAUAGAGUGUCUCUCGCUUCCGCUGAGCGCACUUAUGCAUUCGGAACAGAGCUAUCCUCAGGAGUUGGGUGUAAUAGCGGAGUUCAAGGCACCACCGGAGGAGCACUCAGGCUCAACUAAGCAAAGAAAGCCCGAGGUCGGAAGUGAGCCAACUACAAAGUCAAAGGUGCACAGGUCAAGUGCCUGGUGCCAAAAGGUUUCCCUCGGCUUCGCCACCCUUUGCCGUACGCGUAAGUGUCUCUCCUACCUUAUUGAUCUCAUGUCGCUUAUCGUGGUCUUUACAAAACGCUUUGCGCAGGUGGUGGAGGGGCUUUCUGAAUGCCAUACGGAAGGGGAUAAAGGUGAGGGGAAACGGGCCUCAGAAGGGGUCGUGCACGACCCCAGGACGGGUUCUCGACGGCAACACGAGCGCAUACUCCGGCACAUCUUUCUGGACCUCCACCCGCCCUUGCUUCGAUGUGUCCAGUCCUACCUGGAGCGCAUUGAAGGGGUGGAUGAGAUGCUACAUGGCGUUCUGAUGAUUGUGGCUGAGUGCGUUUACAUCUGUCAGAGAUUGGGUCUUCUGGAACAGCAGAAGGACUACGUUCACGCUCUUAUGGGAGCUCUUGACAUGGAGGACGCGAUUGGGACCAUGUUCAUCAAUUCGAUGCUGCAUCCUGACGCCUCGGCGAUAUGGGAGCUAUCAGCCUUGCAAUCUGGGGUUGGACUGAGAGAGACAACUGAGCUGGAUACGCCGCCAAGGCCACAGGGAAUGGAGAGUGGCAAAGCUCCAGCAACGGCGACGGACCCCCAUCACUCAACCUACCUGAGGCAUUGGGUAGCGAACAAAGUGCGCCAUAUCUCCAACAACCUUAGCCGAGGUGCCGAAAACGCGAAAAAAAACAAUUUACGGAUACCUUCUUUCGGGUUGGAUUCCGCCAUUUCAAAUUCUCCUGAUAUUUCUUGUGGCUCUUUAUUCAAAGAGAAUGAGCCUGCCCUUUCAUUUGCUGUUGAGUGGCUUCAUCGCAAGCUUGUUAUUUUGAAAUCUUUCUUUAGGUUCUCUCGGCGGAUGGAGAUCUGUGCGCAUGGGUGGUCAGUCGUCGCCGAGGCGCUCUGUUUUGUUGAGCCACUGAUCUACCGGCUUCGCCUUUACUUGUUGUGGAUUCCCGAAGACGCAUCCAGUCGCCAAACACAUGAGAAGCUCCUAGAUGAUGCCUAUGAGAUGCGCGAUACCAUGCAUAACCUGUUCGUGGAGUGUGGUCAACAGCUGCCGGAGGAUGCUUUUGUGGAGUUCCUCGACAGCAUCGUUCGCGCGACCGAGCGGUUGUGUUCGCGAACGCAAGAUGCUUUGUGCUCGAUGGUUCACCUGGAGCGGGGUGGUGGGCUGUUCGGGCCGGACGGGUCCACCACCCACGGCCCGGUGAAUGCCCACGAAGCGGCCUCGCCGCCUGCCUUCGCGAGGACGUUGCCGAAUGGGUUUGGGGUGUUUGGGCAGUUUGAGUUAAUCUGCGAGUCGCUUUGUCUGGGGUAUCUUUUUUUGCUCCCCGUCCAGGCCUCUCGCUCGGCGUUGGUAGGCCAACAACUGCGUUGGCUCUGCACACGCGUGAUGUCCCCCUCGCGGCUCUCGCGAUGGUGCGCGCUGCUCUGCCGCGUCCCGUUCACGAUCAGCCCGCUCGCCUGCUGGGGAGGGGCUCCCGCGCAGGCCGGGCGGGGGGGAGGCCCUGUGGAGGCCGCUUCGGAUCCUUUUGCCUUUUCUGGCAGAUUUGACGAGCUUCAUCACGCGCUCCUCGCAUGUAUGGGGGAUGUGGUUGGGCUCGCAGCCUACGUGAGUCGCUGGUGCGGGCGACUCUGCUCCCCUAUUCCCCACCUCACAACGGGCGAGCAGCUCUUCGCGCGGGUGGUGGAGCCCACAUUGCCCGCCAGUUUGCUCCUUUCCGGACACCUUUCCAAGCUUGUUGAACGCCAUUAUGUGCGUUUGACGUCGGCCCUGACUAGACCAUCUCCACUACCUCAAUUAAACGAUUCGAGGCGGGGUUCGACGUCGUUUGUUAGCGGGUUUGGGAUUGACGACGUGCAGAGCACUAUAACUACGGAGCAGAUGGUGCACAGGCUGUCAGAAAAUUUCUUACACACCGCGAUGUGCGGUGUGGAGCUUUUUUCCCUUAUACGGGAAAUACACGAUGCGUUUUCGGAGAUGCUUGUAUGGGAGGGCAAUGCGAAUGUCAGGUCGGAGAACUUACUUGAUAAAACACUGGCGAAUAUGGAAAUUGGAUCGGAAGAUAUCAGUGUCGUUUCACUUCCGGAUCUCUCCCCGAGCACGUCAUGUAAUUCUAUCUCCCACCAUAAGGACUCACUCCAGAGUGCUCACCUGGGCUUCUCCCUUGGGCUUUCGAUGGGAACUCUUCGCGAGAUACUUUGUCUGGUGCAGUGUUGUGGGGAGGAUAUUUCAAACGAGCCGUGGGGACACCUUUUACGCUUGCUGCGCAAAUCCGUCACCACAGCUUCAUUGUCCUCUAUGUUGAGUUCGUCUAUCCGAUUAUCCUCAGGGGACAGGAGCGAGGACAGGGAUUCGCACCCGGGGGUAUUUCUGUCAAGCAAAGACGAAAAAGCCAUUCCCCCAUUGGGAAGCAGCCGAUGUGGUUCGAGAGCGGUUUCCGUAUCCUCUACACCGCUUGAUCCCUCUGCGAAUUUAGUCGCUCCGCUGUCGUCGCGGCCCACCACCCACGUCUCAGCCUUCGGGGAUAUCGUGCAGCUUUCUUAUCGUAUUCUCGAAGUGAUCCAACACAACUACAUCAACAACAUGCACACAGAGGAUCUUCGCCAACUUAUUCUGUGCGCAAGUGCUUUCAUUGCUCACAACAUUGCAGGCGCGAAGGGUAAGCAGCUGCAUAUCAACCUCAGUGCUAUACAAAUGAUAUGGUCCAUAGCCGAUUAUCUAGCAGCGGUUCGGAUAUCCUCCGAUUUUUCAGACGCCGAUUCACGAAAAGGACGAACUCUGAAAUUGAUGGAUGCCAGGCUUGAUAAUUCGGCUGCCGUGAUGACGCAUCACGACUGGGAUGUUCUUUCCUGUACCUUGCUCUUACGUUUGCACGAUGAGGGGUGUAUGGAUACUCGGCAGGAGGUUCGCCAGGGCGCACAGAAAACACUCUUCUCCAUCCUUCAAACCUAUGGUGGGUAUUUUUCGAGCGACUGCUGGCAGUACGUCUUGCGGGAUAUGAUGAUGCCACUGAUGGACGUGGUUUUGGCUUCACAGGCGCAAUGCGCGAUGACUGAGGUCCCUCCUCCCCCCUCAUUUUCGACGCCCGAAGUCAAGCUUUCCACCUCCCCGGCCGCUGCCGUAUUCGAUCAGACGGCCAAUCGUGAUCGUAGUAUUGUGUGCUCGUCUCCCAAACCAAAGGAAUUGAAAGGAAGUGCGGCGCUUCUUGACGUUUUUGAGGCUGAACCCCAACAAAUUGAAGUGAUGCGCGUGAUCCUCACGGACUCCAUCCGGCGGGUUCUUCUCAGCCAUUACACUAACAUUCGCUCCGUCCUGUGUGCGCUUGACCAAACCUCUGGCCCCUCGCCGAGCGUUAACCCAUCGGUAUUAUAUGAAGUUCUUUUUCACUUUAUUUACUUUUGUGGAGAGUCUCGUGUGGUGGUGCGGGGGACUAGCGGGGUGGAUUCCUCCCUCUCCGCCAUUCGCGCCCUCCACUGCCUCGUAGUGGAGCUUUUUAGCGGCGAAAAGGAUUUCGACGACGAGGCGAUUCCUUUGGUGGGAACGCGACUCGCCUGGCAGGCUUUGCGAAGUAUUUUCCUACGCGAUCCGCGGACCAUGCAAACUGCGCGAAAGCAAUGCACGGAUGUCGUCGUCGCGGAGCUGCUUGGCUCUCUCUGCGCGACGUUUUGCCUCCAUCGAGAAAAGUUUCCAUCGGCUUCCCUCCCGGAGGCCCCAUUCUGGCCUAACUUGAGCGCUUUAUGGGAUUUGGGGCGAAAAAAAUUCAUCUUCGCAGCCGGGGAGGCCUCACCGAUCCUUGCCGCCGUCCCUAUUAACGCGAACGACGGCGAGAGUUAUUUUACGGAGUUUUUGAAGCUGUUGUCCGCGUGCACGGUGUGCGAUGCGGUGUUGGAUUCCUAUUAUUAUCCCGGUAAAGUUCAGGCCGCGCUGGUGGAGGUCUACGGCGCGAUGUGGCCUUAUCUCCACCUGCACGAACGCAGGGCGCUGCUGGACGAGCUGAUUUGGCCGCAGUUCCCGCACGAGCCCGCGAUUGCGGAGUUAUUAAGGAAGGCGCUCCCGCAAACGGCCUCGGACGAGCGUGAUGGGGGGGAUGAGGGGCCCGAGGAGGGGAGGGAGUUCAAUUUGAAGAAUAUUUUACCCCGAGGGGCCCAUCCAAACGUGCUUUUACAGCUGUUGGAGUGGCUACACACGAUAGUGAUUGCCCGCCCUCCGGGGAGGAACUGCCAUGCAAAAGCGCUUAUUGAGGAGGGCGGCCCAGCAUCUUCUACAGAACGCACCAUGAGGAAAGAGGAGGAGGAGGAAGGUAAAUUUCACGAUCAAACGAUUUCGCGUUUUAUUGUGGUUAUUGGUGGGUUGCUCGAGCUUCAGCACAUCUCGGAAGAGCGGCUGGCGCGGCAGCCUACGCUGUGGUCGCUGCACUUCUCCGGCGCGUUUUUCGCGGCCUGCGUGGGGCAUUUGCGGGCGGCGGUGGGGGUUGAAUGCGGCCCUCCCACCCGCGCGGGGGGCAUCCUCGCCCUCGUCCGGCUCCACCGGCAGCUUUUAAUUCUCGCCCGCGGGCGGGCCUCGCGCCUCGAGGUCGUCUUCGCGGAGCUGCCGAAUUCUCUGCGAGCCGCGAUCGCUACGCUUGAGAGCCUCACCGACGUCCUCCGCGGGGUCGCUCGGGGGCUCGUGGAAGGGCCGCAAAAUUUACACGCCGCGGAAGAAAUCGCAGAGGCGCUCGUCGACGCGAGCCUGGCGACCUCGCCAUCGCUUACCAACAUCGCGGCGUUGAGUUGGGAGACCCUCGAGGAGUGGUCUUUGCGGACGAUAGAGUGGGGGCUCCCUCCUACAGGGGAUUGUCAUAAUGAGAAGCGCGUCGAUCCGGACGGGCCACGGGAGAAGGAGCCAACCCAUGAAAAGAACUCCUCCACAUCAAGCGCUUCUCUCCGUUCGUCUUUGAAGUUUGAUGUUAGCGCAGAGACGUCUGGAAAGCGAAGACGUUUCUACACGAUUGUGCGAGACUCCAUGCACGGCCGCAGCCUAACUCUCAUACAUUGGUAUUUGGCGGAUCCUCACAACACAAACACGAUGAGGCUUAUGCAAAAUUUCCUCUUUUCUAUUCGUAAGAGAUGCGAUGCCCUGGUGCAGUUUAAAAAUUUACAUAUCAAUAGAAAUAAAAUAGAGGGAAAGGAUGAAUUUCAAGAAACAAGAACAGAGUGUUCCUACAUUCGGGAAUUACUUCCAGUUUUGGCAAAGCUGGUGGCGUGCGGUAAUGAGCAGGAAUCCCGUAAGCGAGAUGCCGUAAUUCAGGAAAGCCAGCUACGUCUGGCGCUAUCGGAUGCUUUACUUAGCAUGUACCGCGUGCUUGGUGUGAUCUAG